UCUCAUCUACGUAGCGAAAUCUUUGAAACCUAUUCGUACUGUUUUUUGUGCGCUGGACAAAAUCGUCAACGUGGAAAAAUGGAGAAAAAUUUAGGUUUUGAUUCUAAUCUAGCACCAAUACAAGAUCAGUUUCAGGUGUUCAGUUUCGAACUGACAGACAAAGACGGCUCAUCAAUUCGCAUCUCAGGUUUCAACGAUGUAGCUGAAAGAGCGUACAGUAUAAUACAAACGGAUUGUUCAUAUUAUCUAUCUGGAGGUAUUGUAAAGCAGGCAAAUAAGCGAUUUAAUACAACAGGUCACGACUACGAGCUAUCUCUCAGUGCAAGUUCGGAGAUCGCGCCGUGCCAUGACCAAAUUCCCAAGCCAGCACUUGUACUGAAAAUUUGUCCACUGAUAAAUAUACCGAGUCACAAAGACGAAACAGUGGAUGUGUUGGCAGUUGUUGACAGGAUAGAACCCGUUAAUAAGUUUAUAUCAAAACAAGGGCGUGAUUGUGUCAAACGCGAUGUUGAACUGAUUGAUCAAACGGCGACCGUUGUCCAACUUACGCUAUGGGGUGAACAAGCUGAGAAUUUUGAAGAUCAUGCGCUUGGACAGGUUAUUUCUAUAAAAGGAGCCUUGGUAAAAGAGUGGAACGGAGCUUUCAGCUUAGCAGUAGCAUCGGGCUCAAAGAUUGAGUUGAGUCCUCAGCUUGAUGUAGUCCCUAAAUUAUAUGAAUGGUAUAUGAGCGAGCGGGCGAAGGUUGAUACAAAAACAAUAAGCAUGGUAGCUUCCGCAGGAGGCAACGAAGCUAUUCUUCCAAAUGGUCGCUACAUGAACUUGAAGGCAAUGAUAACUACGGUGAAAGCUGACAAUGCGUUGUACCAGAGCUGUCCCAACGAUGGUUGUUCCAAAAAGGUGGUCCAGCUUGGUGUCGAGCAGUACCGUUGUGAGAAGUGCGACACAACAAGUGACGCUUUUAAAUGGAACUAUAUGGUGCAGGCUGAAUUAACUGAUCUGACUGGUUCUGUAUGGGUUACGUUGUUCUCCAACCCGGCAACGAAAUUAUUUGGUAUGGAGCCACAAAAGUUGGGAGACCUCAAGGAAGUGGAUGUAAUGCACUUCACAGUGUUUACCGAUAUUUGUUUUAAAUAUUUCAACUGGCGUAUUAAUGCGAAACCCAACACGUACAACGAUGAGACUCGAAUGCGUUACUCAGUGCUCGGAUGUGAACCUGUACCUUAUGAUCGGUAUAUACCUCAGCUAGAAUUAGCCUUAGAGAAAUUGGAACAAUUAGAGUGCUAG
Angiostrongylus costaricensis is the source of this 1284-nucleotide messenger RNA. The record is from the annotation of a GenBank genome assembly. NCBI's taxonomy places the organism in Eukaryota, Metazoa, Nematoda, Chromadorea, Rhabditida, Metastrongylidae.